AUGUCCUCCGUGCGAGGAUUCCUCUACGGUUACUUCUGCUUCACCAACCGGGCGGCCGCUCGUCGUUCUCUGCUGCUCUGCCGGCGGGCGGCGGGGACUUUCUCCGCCCUGCCGGGGCUGCCGCUUCUUGGCGGCGCCCACCAGCGCCUCUUCGCUUUCCAUGGGUUGAGCCCCGACGCCCUCAGCGUGGCAACAGGGCGAGGGGCAGUGGGGGCCGGGCCGUGCACGCCGCGACGGCGGGACUGCGGCGGGCUAGGGACGGCGGGCAGCGGGUUCCGGCCGUCGCGGGUGGCUGUGGUGGCGAAGACAACGCGGUACGAGUUUGAGCAGCAGCGGUACCGCUACGCCGGGCUCUCCGAGGAGGACCUCAAGCAACUGCUUGCCUUGAAGGGAUCUAACUAUGCUGGUCUACUGGAGCGGCAUCGCAUUCAUACAAAAAAUGUGGAACAUCUUGUAGACAGUUUACGGAACGAGAGGAUAGAAGUUCGUCUUGUUAAACGUCGAGAAUAUAAUGAAGAGACAGUUCGAUGGGCAGAUGCUGUUAUAUCAGCAGGAGGAGAUGGUACAAUGUUGUUGGCAGCCAGUAAGGUCUUUGAUAAAUUUAAACCAGUUAUUGGAAUAAAUACUGAUCCUGAAAGAUCAGAGGGCCACUUAUGCUUGCCUGUGAGAUAUACACACUCAUUUCCUGAAGCACUGCAGAAGCUUUAUCGUGGUGAGUUCAGGUGGCAGUGGCGGCAAAGAAUCCGACUGUAUCUUGAAGGAACUGGUAUUAACCCAGCCCCUGUAGAUUUACAUGAACAGCAGCUGAGCCAAGAGCAACACAGCAGGGCUCACAUAAAUGAAAGAUUCCAAGAUCAAAGAUCUGACAUUUCUGGUCCACAUCUUUUACCGGUGAGAGCACUCAAUGAAGUCUUCAUUGGGGAAUCUCUUUCAUCCAGGGAGAACUUUAAGUCCUGCAAACCCAGUUUUAAAUUCUCGCUUCAUAGGGCCUCCUAUUAUGAGAUAUCAGUUGAUGAUGGUCCUUGGGAAAAACAGAAGAGUUCAGGACUUAAUGUAUGUACUGGAACAGGAUCAAAAGCAUGGUCCUAUAAUAUUAACAAGGUAGCACAUCAAGCUGUUGAAGAGAUCCUUAAGAUUGGCAAAAAACAUGGAAGUUUGAAUUUGCCAUUGAACAUGGAAUUAGUACAAAAAGUAACAAAUGAUUAUAAUGAGUCCUUGCUCUACAGUCCAGAAGAGCCAAAGAUGUUUUUCAGUGUUCGGGAACCUAUUGUAAACAGAGUUUUUUCAAGUAGCCGGCAGCGUGGUUUCUCUUCAAAGGUCUGUGUUCGUUCCCGUUGUUGGGAUGCUUGUAUGGUUGUAGAUGGAGGAACAUCUUUUGAGUUCAAUGAUGGGGCGAUAGCUUCAAUAAUGAUCGACAAAGAGGACGCACUGUGCACUGUUCUGCUGGAAGAAUGA
Messenger RNA from Indicator indicator, 1455 nucleotides. RefSeq names its product NAD kinase 2, mitochondrial (gene NADK2). The transcript has 12 exons. Gene Ontology annotation, molecular function: NAD+ kinase activity. Gene Ontology annotation, cellular component: mitochondrion. Bases 1 to 1455 code for a protein of 484 amino acids. The record is from RefSeq and is a predicted model, not a curated record. NCBI's taxonomy places the organism in Eukaryota, Metazoa, Chordata, Aves, Piciformes, Indicatoridae. Gene Ontology annotation, biological process: NADP+ biosynthetic process; NAD+ metabolic process.